This is a messenger RNA of Bombus huntii, 826 nucleotides long. RefSeq names its product omega-amidase NIT2-A-like. Gene Ontology annotation, biological process: L-glutamine metabolic process; oxaloacetate metabolic process. The transcript has 4 exons. NCBI's taxonomy places the organism in Eukaryota, Metazoa, Arthropoda, Insecta, Hymenoptera, Apidae. The record is from RefSeq and is a predicted model, not a curated record. Gene Ontology annotation, molecular function: omega-amidase activity. The coding region runs from base 336 to 722 and encodes 128 amino acids. Gene Ontology annotation, cellular component: mitochondrion.
GAAACGAAUCACAGCAUCCUGCACUGUUUUCCUGCAAAUCACCAUUGCAAAGCGCCAUUACUCGCGCAACGGUCACAAACGAAUUGACGUAACACAAAGAAACCUGCGCAGCAGCACUGAACAGAUAUUGACGUCAUACGAAGAGUGCAGAUGGAUCAAUACGGUCGACAGAAGUUUUAACUAUCUGGAGUGCGGAUAAAUUUUUACUGAGAGUCGUAUAGGAAUCUAUAAUCUAGUACUUUCCAAAAUACGCCGAGAGUAUUCCUGAUGGUGAAACGAGCGUUGCUUCAUCGAACGCAGCUAAAGAAAACAACAUCUAUGUAGUUGGUGGUACGAUGCCUGAAAUAGAGGGCGCUAAAUUGUACAAUACCUGUACUAUUUGGGGUCCCGAUGGAACUUUGAUAGCAAAACACCGAAAGGUACAUCUAUUCGACAUCGACAUUCCUAAUAAGAUUACUUUUCGAGAGAGUGAUUCACUCAGUCCUGGUAACUCCCUAACGACGUUCGAUGUGAAGGGCUGCAAAAUAGGUAUUGGCAUUUGCUAUGAUAUUAGAUUCGAGGAAAUGGCACGCAUUUAUCGGAACAAAGGUUGCCAAAUGCUGAUAUAUCCAGCGGCAUUCAAUAUGACCACUGGACCACUGCACUGGUCAUUACUUCAGCGUUUCAGAGCGAAUGAUAAUCAAUUAUACGUUGCCUGCAUAUCACCGGCUCGUGUUCCUUAAGCAAGUUACGUCGCAUGGGGACAUACACAGUUGACCAAUCCCUGGGGAAAGAUUCUUUACGAUUUGGAAACUCAAGAGAAUAUGGCAGUCACCGAUAUCGGUAA